This is a messenger RNA of Ipomoea nil (Japanese morning glory), 895 nucleotides long. RefSeq names its product methyltransferase-like protein 5. Gene Ontology annotation, biological process: rRNA methylation. NCBI's taxonomy places the organism in Eukaryota, Viridiplantae, Streptophyta, Magnoliopsida, Solanales, Convolvulaceae. Bases 2 to 649 code for a protein of 215 amino acids. The transcript has 9 exons. Gene Ontology annotation, molecular function: rRNA (adenine-N6-)-methyltransferase activity; nucleic acid binding. The record is from RefSeq and is a predicted model, not a curated record.
GAUGAAGCUGAAGCAGCUAGAGAGCCUUCUUGGCUCUCUUGAACAGUUCCCCACUCCGAAGAUUGAACUCGAACAAUAUCCAACUGGACCCCACAUCGCUUCCCGGAUGCUAUACACUGCUGAAAAUUCAUUUGGGGAUGUAAGCAAUAAGGUGGUUGCAGAUUUUGGUUGUGGGUGUGGUACAUUAGGCCUUGCUGCAGCUCUCUUAGAAGCUGAACAUGUUAUUGGGCUUGACAUAGACACCGAGUCUCUUGAGAUUGCAGCUACUAAUGCUGAUGAGCUUGAGGUAGACAUGGAAUUCGUUCAAUGCGAUAUCAGGAACUUACAGUGGAAAGGCCAGAUUGUUGAUACCAUUGUCAUGAAUCCUCCGUUUGGAACACGGAAGAAAGGUGCUGACAUGGAUUUCCUUUUUGUGGCAUUGAAGGUUGCUUCUCAAGCGGUUUAUUCCUUGCACAAGACCACAACUAGAGAACACAUCAAAAGAGCUGCAUUGCGAGAUUACAACGCUAGCAGUGCUGAGGUUAUAUGUGAGCUUAGGUACGACGUGCCACAGCUGUACAAAUUUCACAAGAAAAAGGAGGUAGACAUUGCGGUGGAUCUAUGGCGAUUUGUUCCUCAACGACAUGCCAAGAGAACCACAAAGAGUUGAUAGCAUUUGCACUUUCACUGUCAAAAAGGAAUGAAUGUAAAAUCAGAAGAAAUGAUAGUCCUUUUUUUGUACGAGAACAUGUCCCCAGUGCCCCUUCUGCAGCUGUGAAUUUGUUAGAAAUCCAACCUGGGAUUUUACUUGACUGCAUAGAUUGGUUGAUCUAUCUUUAAUCUUUGAUACAGAGAUUUGAUCAAACCUUGUACAAUCUUGUUGUCUUUUCUGUGUUUCUCAGGGUUACAUCACUCU